This is a messenger RNA of Cryptococcus wingfieldii CBS 7118, 3720 nucleotides long. RefSeq lists its product as hypothetical. Lineage: Eukaryota; Fungi; Basidiomycota; Tremellomycetes; Tremellales; Cryptococcaceae. The transcript has 8 exons. The record is from RefSeq and is a predicted model, not a curated record. The coding region runs from base 1 to 3720 and encodes 1239 amino acids.
AUGGCCCCCCUCACCCACGACUUUCCCACCUUCGGGCACUAUGCCCACAACCUCAAGGAUGGCCUCCAGCAUACCGCCAGCAGGGGUCUCGACGAGCUCGACCAGGCCAUAGAGACCAAGGGCUACGAUUGGCUGGAAGGCUAUAUGGCACAGAUAUUCGACCGUCUGCCUCAAGCACCUAUCGGUGAACUCAUCAAGACUCCCUCCAAGACGCAGACUGUCAAAAAGACGCGUGCUGCUAUUGCUGCUGCCAAGGAGAAGACUGAAAAGAUCAAGGGGUUGAAUGCGCGAUUGGCUCUCAGCCCUUCGAACCAGGUCAAUCGUCCUGCACUGUCUCCUCUGCACCUUGGGGCCAGGUCUAUAAACAUCAACACCUCCCCUUCGCCUUCGCCUGUCAAGUCCAAGCCUGCCAAACCACUUGCCAUCUCCUCCCCGGUCAAAUCCAAGGCCAAGCGAGGCCGUCCCAAGAAGGCCGAUAUCGCCAAUGAUUCUAAAUCUACGCGAUCCAAGAAGGCUGACGGCAAGCAACCAGAGGUCGAAGAGACUCUUGCUACUGAGCCUCAGGCGCAGGAAAAGGAGGAUCCCGCGCCUCAGGCAUCUCCUGCCAAAUCUACGCGCUCGAAAAAGGCCAAGCAGACUGAAGUCGUGGAACCUCCCGUCGAAGAUGUCGAGCAAGCGGUCGACGAAGAAGAACGCAUGGCCGGCGAGCCCGACAAAGAGUCAGAGGCUGAUAACGCUCAGGAAGAACCUGCUCCUGCUCCUGUCGUUGCAGAGGAUAUGGAGGUUGAGCCUGAGCCUGUUGCCGAACGUGAAGAAGCGGUCGAGGUUGAGAAACAGAAAGAGACUGCUGGGCCCGCCAUGGAAGAGGUCCAGCAGCAAGUGGAAGAACCCGAUGUUCCUAUGGAUGUUGAGCAGGUGGAAGACGAGCCUGUGGCUGAGAAUGUCGCGCCUGAGGCCGAGCCUGAGGUAAAUCGGGAGCCGGUGGAGGAAGAGGCGACAGAGCCUAUUGUCGACAAAGCUGCCACACCGCCUAUGGCAGGCAUCCCAGUUGAAGAACCCACUGCUCCUCUUCAUCCGGAGGUGGAUACUCGUGUCGAGCCUGAAAUUGAAACCAACACCGAGACCGCUCCCGAAGUCAUUUCCGAGCCUGCUCCCACCAACAUCUCCCAAACAUCAUUCACUUCCAACUCUCAACCUGCCCACCGCAUCCGUUCUUCCUGGCUCAGCAAAGCCCUCGGGACAGGUGCUCCUCCUUUGGCCCAUGCCCACGAGCCAAGCGCUUUGCGCAAGUCGCAUGCUACCUCCUCGCAGCCUGACCGUGCCAAUAUGGACUUUUCAGGGUUGCGAAAGAGCUUGGCGCCUAUCAGCGGUCUCAAGCGCAAGAGCGACGAGGGUCUUGAUAAUGACGAGGACGAGGAUGAGGAUGAACAUGAAAGAGCUGGAAAGGUGGCGAAAGCUUCCGAAGCGCACACCAUUCAUUUCCCCACGACUACCCCUGGGCCAGCCAAGGCUUCGCUAUUCCCUACCAAAACCCCGUCUUCGUUUGGCACCGCCAGUGUCGGGUCAGACCAGCAUUCCCAAGGCAGGCCUGUUCAAGAUGAUUCACAGAGACCCGAAAUCUCUCGAGUCACCAAAGCCCUCGACGAGCUGCGCGAAAAGACUGCCAAGGACCUCGCCAAACAAAAGGCUACUCCUGCUGCUGGUACCGCCGCUCGUGUGCCUCAAGCAAAGAGUACCGGCGCCGGUUUCCUUCGCGGGUUGCUCAACUUUGGCGGUGGCAAUGCCGAGUCUGGUGAAGAUGAAGCCACGCGAAGGGCUCGGGAACUGGAGGAGGAAAAGAUUGCGGAGGAAGAGCUCGAAAAGCUUAUGUGGGCUGCGAGGAAUGGUGUUGACGAGGAUAUGAUCCUCGGGGAGGAAGAGGAAGAGGAGCCUGCGCCUCAGGCGGUGGAGAAGGAGGAACCGAGAUCGACUACGCCUUCAUUCUCUCCCCCUCCCAAACCGACGCUUCGACACUCCAUUCACCCUUCAUACAUGCCGCAACCCGCUGCCCUGCCUGCCCUCGUCGCCCCCGUUUCUGGACCUUCUGCCGUCCCGACUGCUCAAGCGGGCACCAUGACAGAUCAUGAAGACGAAGAGAUGGUAGAUGAAGAGUCUGUGCUUGAUGAGAUCAUCCCCGACGAGGUCACCGAAUACCAACCGUCCCACUCCCGAACCUCGAGCCAAGGUCAACACACCAGGUUUUUUUCCCCUGUUCCUGCUUCGACCACCCCUGCCAAGCCCCUGGACAAGGAAGCUCCCGCGCUGCAUGAUCGCAAGGAGAAGCACCAACAUGAACCUUCUGCUGCGGUAUUGAAGGAGCAGAAGGAGAGGGAGGAGAAAGACCGACGGAGGGAAGAGAGAGAGCAGGAGAAGCUUCGGCUGCGUGAAGAGAAAGAACGGGAGAGGGAGAAGAAGGGCAAAGGCAAGAGUGUUCAGCAAGCGAUGGAGACGCCCUCAGCCUCGCAUGCUUCUCUCUUCACGUCCACUUCAGCGAACACAAACACCACGCUCAACCAUGCUUCUAUCAUGGCUGCCAAGGCGCUGGGCGUCAAACCUGCCGCUGCGCCCGUGAAGAGUGUGCAACAAGCUGCUUCCGCUGCUCAAAAGGAGCAAGCCGCCUCCGUCCGCAAAGCUGCUCUUCGCGAACAGACCGAAAAGCGCAAGGAACAGGCCGCCCAGAAGAAGGCUGAGGAAGAGCGCGUCAGGGCCGAGGAGGAACGCAAGGCAAAAGUUGCCGAGCUGGAGGAAAAGCGCAGGAUUAGGGCGGAGGGAGAGAAGAGGAGGAAGGAGAGGGAACUCAAGGCCAAAGAAAAGGCGGCGAAGGAACAGGCCGACGAGGCCGCCAAGGUCAAGGCCGAAGCCGAAGCUGCCAAGAAGAGAAAGCUCGCUGCUGCUCUUAACAAGUCUCAGACCGCCGCCCCCGCCCCUAAACGAGUCGCCGCCCCCAGCCAAUCUCUCGCCAAAGGCAAAGAGCCUUUCCGACCCACCAAAACCACUCUCUCUUCCUCCAUCACCGCCGAUUCCAAGAUGGGUCCAAACGCUUUCCGUACUGCCGACUCUCAGACCCAGUCAUCCACUAUCAGACUUGUGGGCCAGCCCGCGCAACCUCCCGCGCAAAGGGAGAGCCAAGCGGCAACCUGGUCUGCCCCUGAGAGGAAACCCCUUGGUCAACCCUCGAGGCCUUCGCAGAUGGAGGGUCACGGUGUGAAGCAGUCGUUGCUCUACCAGGCUCAUCAUCAGCAACUACAGUCUAUCAACACUCAGCCUCAGGCGCCUCCUCAAAAUUGGCAGCAGGUGCAGGCGUCGUUGGACAAGAAGGUCCAGCAGCAGGAUUCAGAAGAUAUUGUUCUGCCUGAUAUUGCUUCCGAGUAUUCUGACCCCGACGAUGAUACCACUCGCGAGUUCAACCGUCCCGACUGGGCCGAGUCUCCCGCACUCAACAAGGCACUUGCUGCCCAAGCAACAAUCGACCCUGACGAGUACUUUGGUCACAUUGGCCCGCUCAACAUGGAAGAGUUGUUCAAGGCCAGGGCCGGCAAGUUCAGGCCUAGGUCGAGUUCCGCCAACUGGAGCAGGGGCGAUGGGUUGUCGCCGAUGGAGAUUAUCGACUAUGCGAAGAGAAUGGGGUACGAGUCUUUGCAGUCUUAUGACGAUGGGCCUGGUCCCAGUGGAUCCUCGUAA